AUGGCCCUUCUUUUGACAGCUAUUCUUCAUAUGGUCCUCAUGUCAACAGAAUUCGUCAUAGGGAUUAUAGUCAAUGGAUUUCUUAUAAUCAUGAGCUGUAAUGACUUGAUCAAAAGCAGAAGGCUAAUUCUAUUACAAAUCCUCUUACUAUGUAUAGGAAUAUCAAGAUUUGGCCUGCAGAUAAUCUUAAUAGUACAAAGUUUGUACUCUGUGUUCUUUCCACUUGCUUAUCAGGCAAAUAUUUAUGGGGCAAAGAUGAUGUUUUUUUGGAUGUUUUUUAAUUCUCUCAGUCUCUGGUUUGCCACCAGCCUUUCUAUAUUUUACUGCCUCAAGAUUGCAACCUUCACUCAUUCCUGUUUUCUUUGGCUGAAAUUCAGGAUUUCGAAGCUUAUCCUCUGGCUGCUCCUAGUCAGCUUGCUGGCCUCUUUGAGCACUGCAGCGGUAUGUACUAAGGUAGAAUUACCUAAAAUCGACUAUGCUGAUUUCUUCACAAACACCACACUAAAGAGUGCUACAGCCAAGAUAAAAAACAACAAUGAAUUGCUUCUUGUCAACUUGGCAUUAAUCCUUCCUCUCUUCAUAUUCGUGAUGUGCACUUGCAUGUUAUUCAUCUCUCUUUACAAGCAUACUCACCGGAUACAAAAUGGACCUCAUGGUUUUCCCAAUGCCCAGAGAGAAGCCCAUAUAAAUGCAUUAAGAACAGUGAUAACAUUCUUUUGCUUCUUUAUUUCUUAUUUUGCUGCCUUCAUGACAAAUAUGACAUUUCAAAUCUCUUACAGAAGUCAGCAGUUCUUUGUGGUGAAGGACAUAAUGGCAGCAUACCCUGCGGGCCAUUCGAUUAUAAUCAUCCUGAGUAACUCUAAGCUCCAGCAAUCAUUCAGGAGAAUUCUCUUCCUCAAAAGGAAAUGA
Molecule: messenger RNA, 909 nt
Organism: Marmota flaviventris (yellow-bellied marmot)
Lineage: Eukaryota; Metazoa; Chordata; Mammalia; Rodentia; Sciuridae
Product: taste receptor type 2 member 2-like
Biological process (GO): detection of chemical stimulus involved in sensory perception of bitter taste; sensory perception of taste; G protein-coupled receptor signaling pathway
Cellular component (GO): membrane
Molecular function (GO): G protein-coupled receptor activity; bitter taste receptor activity
Source: RefSeq, a predicted model, not a curated record